Bipolaris maydis ATCC 48331 is the source of this 975-nucleotide messenger RNA. Lineage: Eukaryota; Fungi; Ascomycota; Dothideomycetes; Pleosporales; Pleosporaceae. The record is from RefSeq and is a predicted model, not a curated record.
AUGAAAAGCCGCCGCAAUCAGGUUCCUUACAGCCAAGAUGAGAUCGAAAGUCUCAAGGGCAUUGCUCUCCCCGCCAAAAUCAAGUGCGGUCGCUGCCACAAGAACCUCCCCCAAGCAAAGUUCUCCUCAAAGCAGCUUAACGAUGCCCGUUGGCAGAUCAAGACCUCGAGCCAGAUCUAUAAGCCCAUCAACUGUCACAGCUGUACAGGUCAGCAAGUAGUUGAGGUUGAAUGCACAAUGUGCGGAAAGACAAAGGGUCUCGAGAGUUUUGCAAAGUCUCAACGCCGAAAUCCUGAUACAGCAAAGUGUUUCGCAUGUGUUGAGGGCCAGCUUGCAAAUGAGGCUUUUGACGAGGACAAGUAUGAAGAUCCUGACAAGGCCUUUGUCACUCCAGAUCAUUCCAAUGGCCAGUAUCCCGAGUACUUCACAGCGGCCACUUCAGAUACAUCUUCGUCCUAUGGCGAUGAUGACUGGAAGACUGUCAACGAGAACCACCAGUCAAAUCGUCUCACAGCCAAGGAUGGCGGGAUCAAAUUGUCGGCUGAUUUCCAGCGGGCCAUGUCUAUGAACGGAUCUGCGGAUGAGAACCUGAUUGAUUACGAGUACGCUUACCCCGUCGGCCGUGAAAGGACUAGCAACGACGGCUUGAGCGAAGUUCGCACCAAAUCAUGGCACACCCAGUCCAGCACGGCUCUUACUACCUGCUCAACUUCGACUAUCAAUGCUAAUAGUCCUUCGUAUGCCUCCGCGGCACGCUCGUCUCACUCGUUCACCUCAAAUGUGGCUGAGCGGUCUAGUACUUCUGAGCUUUAUCCUAAAGAUGGGGCUAUGGCCACAGCCGCACCUCGAGGUCCUCUUGUAGAGCCUAUGGGAGAUGCUGCCCGCGAGAAUGGUCCCGUUGUAGACGCGUGGGAUGAUUCUGACGAUUCUGACGACGACGAUGAUUAUGAUGACGAUGAUGAUACUAUCAUUUAG